CAUCCAAUACCGCUCUCCUUCUCGUCUGUGAUCUGAGAGGAGAGAGACAAACAAUGACGACGAUACCAGCGCGUCUUGCGCGCACGACGAUGCGGUCGACGAGCCCGGAGAUGGCGAGGAAGAGGGUGAUUGAUCUGUACAGGGAAUGGAUGCGCGCGGCCCCCGAAAUAUGCACCGUCUUCGCGCUCAACAUCCCCGCCUCGCAACUCCGCCAAACCAUCCGCUUCAAAUUCGAACAACACCGUCACGUCACAGACCCCAAAGUGAUCGACGUCCUCGUCACGAAAUCCCGCAUGGAGUACCAGGAGAUCAUGAACUGCUGGGCGCAGGAACCGCAUAUUCUUGGGCUGCUGUUGGAUAGCGGGAAGACGAGGCCGCAGAGGACGUUUAUGCAGAAGUUUUUGGAGGGUCGGGACGAGGACGCUGUGAUUCCGGCCGCGACUGGCUUGUAGUAUUAGACGGAUACCUACAGACC
Molecule: messenger RNA, 475 nt
Organism: Stereum hirsutum FP-91666 SS1
Lineage: Eukaryota; Fungi; Basidiomycota; Agaricomycetes; Russulales; Stereaceae
Exons: 3
Coding region: 54-452 (132 amino acids)
Biological process (GO): response to oxidative stress
Source: RefSeq, a predicted model, not a curated record